Messenger RNA from Spodoptera exigua (beet armyworm), 5375 nucleotides. The record is from the annotation of a GenBank genome assembly. NCBI's taxonomy places the organism in Eukaryota, Metazoa, Arthropoda, Insecta, Lepidoptera, Noctuidae.
AACUGAUCUGCAUACCGAAAAAUUGCGUUUUCUGUAAAAAUUAUAAGAUAAAACUAUCAAGUUAAUUAAUUAUUUGAUAUGAGUGUCCAUCUGCAAGCCUUAUCACUGUGUUACACUGGCUAUUAGUGUAACCGUUUUGUGUUCUAACUGUGUGUGUGCAUAAACAGUUAUAAUGGCAAAAUCACAAAUAAAUACGAAGUCUAGCAACUAUAUUAAGGACAGGGAGAGUUUUAUGAAGGAGUUGAAGCAAUUCAAUGAGAGCAAAAAUCUACCAACAAAAGUUCCGAUUGUGAAUGGCAUAGAAUUAGAUUUGUACUUGUUUUAUACAUUAGUACAACAGCGAGGAGGACUUGGGAAGGUAAAUCAAAAUGACACAUGGGAGUCAUUCCUGCGACCUUUGAGGCUGCCACAUCCAUGCAUCAAUGGUUCCACACUACUAAGACGGAUAUAUGGAACAUAUUUGGAGAAAUAUGAAAGAGCAAAGGGUCCACCAGGCAGGGAUGACGACAAUGACAUGGAUGAAGAUCCACGACGGGGUCGCGGUGCAAUGCCACGCAUAUCCUUUGCUGGGGGUACGUACAUAUCAGGUGAGGCGUUGCGGACGGGGUCGCGCGUGGCGGCUGCAUCAGAACGAUUGGCCCUCUCGCUCUUAUCGCCGAUGCCCAACGAGCAAGAUUUCGCUGUCAACGUGUGCACCGUCUUGGCCGCUGAUCACUCGAAUCGACUGCCUUUGAGUUCCACACCGCACAUUCUGGACUUCCUAUUGGCUCAUGCUGGCGUUUAUAAUCAUUCGAGUCUCCGCGACACAAUUGGCCGUUCUUAUUACGAGGCUCGAGGACGGUAUCCAGACGACUUCUGGCGUUUAAAAGCUGGAGGUGGAGGGGUCAAGGAACUGGCUGACGAGACCAAAUUCAUGCAGCCAGGAGUAGAGCUCCCAGAGCUGAUCGUUCAGGCCAGGGCAGCGUAUAAUACUCUUACUGAUUGCCUAUUGAGUGGGCCUGAAGAAGAGGAGCCGGUCGUUGAGAAGGUCUACGAUGAUGUGAGCGGUGAUGUGCUAGAAGACUGGAUGGCUGAUCCAUCAGAAGAUGACCUUCUCUUCGCCCCGGAGUUGCCGGGAGGUGCCUCGUGUGUGUACACUCAGAGGGUGCUACAGAUUGCCUCCAUUGUGAGGUCCCUCUCAUUCCACGACGAAAAUGUUCAGUAUCUUGCUAAGAAUACUACUCUUCUCAGGUUCCUCUUGCUGUGUGCUAACAGUUGGGUUGGUUCACUACGACAAUCUGGUCUGGACACACUUGGAAAUGUAUCUACAGAACUUAUUAUUAAGGACCCGGCGACAUGCCUGAUCACCCGGCAUGUGCUGUCCACGAUCCAGGCGGCGCUAGUGUCGCAGGACCGCGCCCGGGUUUUAGCCGCCCUCGAACUAUUGAACAAACUCGCGCAGAAUGAACUCAACGAGGACGCCUUGCUUAAGUCUUUGGAGGCUAAGGUGUACGCGGAGGUGUGUGCGCUGCUGAGCGUGCGCGACAUAAUGGUGUUGGUGUGCACGCUGGAGUGCGUGUACGCGCUCACGGCGCUCGGGGACCGCGCCUGCGAGGCCGUCGCCAGGGUCUCCGGACUCAUACAUACGCUCGUCUCGCUCGUCACUGUCGAGGCUCAAAGCUACGGUCCUCGCGCGUGUAUAUUGAUGCGCGUGGUGGAGACAGUGAGCGGGCCCAGCGCGCUGCAGGCGCAACAGCCCGCGCAACAUGCGCAACACGCGCAACUUGCGCAACACACCCCACAUGCGCAAACUGACCAACAUGAUCGCUCGCCGCAACUGCAUCAUACGAGCCAGACCCCCACAAAGAGUGAGGCAGGCGGUACGUCAGCGUCGCUGGCGCCGGUGUCCACCCUGCAGCAGUCCCACCUGCAGCAACGCACCGUGCAGGAAAACGAACAUUUCGCCCAAGCGUGGCUGCGUUCAGCGUACGAAGUUCUCCCCGCGAGCGACAACAGCGCGUGCGACGCCAACGACCUGUACCGGCAGUACCUGGCCUGCUGCACCAAGCUGUCUAGGAAGGGAGUCAUAGCACCUGCACAUUUCCCUAGGCUUGUUCGUACGGUGUUUGGUGGUACAGUGGGUCCGAACACAGUAACAUUGUCUACGGGCGAGACUCAACAGGUCUACAUCGGCAUCAGAUCGCGGGCUUUACAGAACAGGCCUAAUCCCCCUGCAGGACCAUCGUCACCAAUACUGAAGGCACAACUGACGAAUAAGGCAGCGGCUGAAGCGAAACCCGCCGUAUCACAACCGCAAACCCAGCCACAAGCACAGCCCACGACCUCGCACCCGCACCUGUCUCAAGCGCUGGAGUCGUCUCCCUCGAACACAACGCUGAUCAAACAUUUAUUAGCGCACAAAGUAAGCCCCGCCCUGCAACCACAGCAAGUGGCGCAAAGACAGCAGAGUCAACAGCGAACGCCCGCGACGACCCCUGCAACAGUCGUAGUACAGAAUAAUCAGCAGGUAAUGGACGUCGACCCGGAAGCUUUGAUCAAGUGUACGACUAUAACACCUGGUGGUGUUGCCAGUAGCACACCCACAGAUAAGGUACACGUACCAGAGGAACCAGUAGUGCCCAAAGAAGAACCUGUACAAAUUCAGAUCGAUGAACAAACACAAUUGACGAUUAAAUCAGCACAAAACAAGAUGCUAGCAGAUUUGCUAAAGAAAAAUUCCAACCCUCCACUGCAAGUCGUUCAAAUGGGCCCACAGAUCAACGCGCCAACCAUUCAAAUUACGGAAACAGGUCAAAUCGUACAAGUGAAAUCUGACCCAACCCCAGUCAUACAAAUAAACGACUCUGGCCUUGUAGCUCCAGGGAACCAAUACUUUCAAAUAAAGAACGAACAAGGACAGGUGAUUCAAAUAAAGAAUGACCAAGGCCAAAUCAUUCAGUUGAAGAGCGACCAAUUGCAAGCUCCCAUUUUGCAGUACAAGAAUGAACAAGGUCAACUCGUUCAACUGAAGACUGAAGGGCAAGUUCAGAUGAAAACGGAGAAAGAAGAACCUGUUCCAGCUGAUCAUUCGUAUACUGAGCCGCCGGCUAAGAAAACUAAGGUGGAGGAAAAGGCUCCGCCACCACAGGAAAGUGUAUCAAAAACUGCAGCGAAUCUGUAUGCCGCGCUUGCUGCUUCGGCUUUGGAAGAUGAAGAGGAUUUGUUGCCGCCGAAACAGGAUCCCGUGGAAAUUAUUCAACCUUCAGUUUUGGUGUCGACGGCCGGUGAUAAUUCUGUUAUUAUACAAGAACCUAUUCUUCAGGUCCAGCCUCCACCAUUGACGGUACAGCAGCCUACGAUGCAAGUGCAUCAGCCCACAUUGCAGGUGCAACAGCCUACGUUGCAAGUCCAAGCUCCCUUACAGACAAUACAAGUGCAGCAGCCAAUGCUGCAAGUGCAACCUAUGGACGUCCAGAAUAUCAUUGCGUCGCAGGCUGGCCAAAUUAUCUUACAAGAGAAAUCUAUAUCUUCCCAGCCGACUCAGUAUGUGCAGCAACCAAUGCAGAUUAUUGCUACACCUAGCAACGCUCAAGGCGGCAUAAGCUACAUUGCCCAGAACAUUCCCGGGAAUAUGAUGCAGAAGACGAUUAUCAUAGUCCAAGGACCGACUGGCGGGGGGCCUCUUACUUUAACGGUGAACAACCCAGGCGGCCUGGACGAGGCGACGCUUAACAGCCUUAUUACGCAGGCAACAGAGGCGAUAACGCAACAGCAAAUUAUACAGAAUACACCUCAGAUUACUCCUAGCCAGCAGCCAAUUAUAACGAAUCAACCACAACCACAUAAGGCGCAGAUCAUCAACCCUCAACAGACUCAGCAAAUAGUGGUUACUCAGAAGCAACCACCGGCCCUUAUAAGCACUUCUAGUAGCAGCCAGAUUGUUACUAGUUCGGCGCAGAUUAUACAAGGCAACCAACAACUCCUUCAAGGCAGCCAGCAGAUAAUAGCAGUGUCGAACACACAGCCUAUCAUAGUAAAUACUCCGAUGAAGAGCAAUGUCCACCGCGUUGUUCAACAACCUCAAAGGAGUCCCGUAGUCACCAGCGUACAGAGUCAUCAAGUGUCAGUCGUCAGUGAGGCCAAGACUAGCGUUAUACAGAGCCCGAAGACAGCAACGCAGCCUGUGAUGAGACAGGUUAUCCGUCAGCCGGUCAUGGUCGGUAACACCAAGAUUGGAGACAAAGAGCUCGUUGUAAACCAACCUGUUACUGAGCCACCAAAGCCGCCUACACCGAAGCCGUCCCCAACCCCGCCUCCGGCGACAACGCCGCAGCCCACUCAGGCGACGAGUCCGCAAGAUGAAACGCCUUGGAUAUGCCAUUGGCGAGGUUGUGGCAAAACAUUCGCCAACGCAACGCAAGUAUUCUUCCACGCGGCGCGUACGCACUGCCCGAGCACUUCGGACGGGGAGGCGCCCUGCAUGUGGCUGGACUGCGACAGAGUACCGCGGAAGACAUUCGCGCUACUCAACCAUCUUACUGACAAACAUUGUUCUAUGCAGGCUUUAACAGCAGUAUACUAUUCCCGGCGUCACGCGGCAGGUGAGGGCGCAGACGGCAAGCCCGUCACACUGAACUACCCGCCUAACGCGGCGCUGGCUGCCUUGAACAAACAUGCCGCCGACAUGUUCAACCCCAGAGAACUCAUGCACAGGGCAGAACUCGGUCGCACGCCGGAACAACUGGAUGAAAAUGAGGGUCCAGUUACGAAGAGCAUACGUUUGACUGCAGCCCUCAUAUUGAGGAAUAUUGUCAUUUAUUCCAACACUGGACGGAGACAACUGCGAUCAUAUGAAGCUCAUCUAGCGACAAUCGCUCUCAGCAGCGUGGAAGCUUCUCGAACAAUCGCCCAAGUUCUAUACGAUAUGAAUAACAUUUGAGAAUCACUUUCCGGGCAUAGAGCCCACGACUAACUACGUGCUGACUGUAAAUAGCAAUGUAGAAAUAUUUAGGAGAAAAAUGAAUCAACAAAAUAGUAAUUUAAAUUGUCUGAUUAUAUUAUUAUUUGUUUUUGAAGAACUUUUCAAAAAUAAAAAAUAUUGCAAUCAGCUUCGUAUUUUGCGCAAUGGCAAAGAAAUUUCUUUUUUCACACGUUUCAGCCGCUAAUGUAAGGUUCGUAAGGAACGCGCAGGUACCUCCGUGUGAAAGCUAAUAAUUUUUAUUUUCAUUGUAUCCGUUAAAAAACAAGAUCCGACUAAGUAAUAUUAGGGUUUUUAAUGAAGAGAUUUGUGUAAUCAUUAAUAGGCUCAGUAGCCACACAAUAGUUGCUACUUUCUAUACUAAAACAAUAUUUUCGGAAUACUUAACAAAUAAUUGUGCAGAGUACACUUGACAGUU